AUGCAGCACGCAACGCCAGUGUCUGACAUGGAUGUUUCUGGCGCGGAACAAGACAUCGGCUCGAUCAUUGCCAACAGCAGCAGCAAGGGGGAUGCGGCUGCCGGUGCUGCCGAGCUGGGUUACCAGGGCUGGGCCGCGCGGCACCUGGUCCUGGCCUUCCAUCGGAUAUUCGCGGAACAGAGCGAACGGGCGCAGUGGGGCGAUACCGGGGACCUCGUGUCGGAAUCCCUCGAACACCGCGGCGUGAUCUUCUGGUGCCUCACGCACAUCAACUCAAACUCGGACGUUGCAUCCGCCGCGCCUACGGAGGCUGACCGCCGGGACGAGGACGUCUUCCACGACGGGCUGACCGACUUCUACCACGUCUGGACCCUCGCGGAGGCCUUCCUGCUCGACUCCAUCCCGCUGCCGGCGGCGCCCUUGCUCCGCUGGCUCAAGAUGUACAGCCUGUCGGGCGAGGACGAGGCGGCGCGAUCGGAGCUGGACGAGACCGAGCGGGUGGCGCUAGAGGCCGACGCCGCCGGGGGCUCGGCCGACCCGAACCCGGCCUACUGGGACGCUCUCCGCUCACUCGUGGUGGGCGUGGCGCCGAGGCGGGCGGCGGAGUUGCUGCGGAGCCACCCGGAGGGCCGCGACAACGCGAGCGAGGUCGGCGCCCUGGCCCGCCAGCUGGAGAAUAUGCCGUUGCUGCUUCGCGAGGGCGGGGGCGGCGCCGGUGAGGACGGCGGGGACGACGGUGGUGGAGCCGAGGCACACCUGGACCGGGAGGGUUUCUUCGAGACGUGGACGCGCUGGCAGAAGGGCUGCAAGGCGGCGGCGGGGAGGUUUGGUGUUGUGGUGGGUGUUGGUGACGACCGAGGAGGAGGGGACGUCGGCCCCGAGCGGCGGCAGCUGCGCUGGCUGUGGGGUGUGCUGUGCGGCGAGAGGGGCUGCUUGGUCGAAGCCACGAACACGUGGUCGGGUUUUUUCGCCGCCGUCUUGGCGUACGAGAGGCCGGACACGCGGAAGGAGGAGGUGGCGUCGGUGAUGAGGGAGUGCACGAGGGUGUACAGCGAACACCAGGAGGAAGCGUUUCUGACAAAGGUAAUCAGGGACGCCUCGGCCGGCGCCGUGGACUCGAUCCUCAAGUUCGCCCGCGACCACGGAGACACGCUCGCGCUCUCCGUCUGCGCCACCCACCUGGUCGACGUGCUGUCGAGGGCCAAGUUCACGGCGGUCACGCACCAGCAGCGCUCGUGGUUCUUCCGGCGGCUCGCCGACCGCCUUAGGGCCUCCCCCUGCGGCUUCUGGGAGCUCGCGGCGACGUACCUGAGCGGCGGGAGCAGCCGCGACGGCGGCGACGACGAAGACGACGAGGCCGGUCUGCUCCGAGAGCUCGCGCUCGGGGUCGUGCCGGAGUCGGAGAGAGCGACCCACGAGCUCGUGGAGUGGUGCCGCGCUCGAGGCCUGGGGGAGGAGGUGGAGGCGGCCGUGUGCCGCGCGAGGGGGGCCGCGUGGAUAGCAAAGACGGGGUUGUCGGCGGUGGCGAUGGGCACGGCCGUGGCGGCGGCGGAGGGGGAAACGAGCAGCGACGGCGCACGCGUACCGGGGGCGUGCGGGAAGGCGGCGUACUGGCUGGCGAAGGGCGGCGGGUGGGUCCAGCUCGAGAGGCUCUGCGCGGAGGUGUCGGAGCGGCUGAUGGUGGAGGUCUAUUCGGGGGUCGGCAGCGCUGCGGACGUUCAGCAGGCUCAGCAAGUCGUUCUCGCCGAGGCGGACGGUGUCCUCGCCGCGGUCCCUCCGGGCGUGAACGGGCCGGAGCUUUCCUUCCUGGGACGCUACAAAGAAAUCGCGGAUCUCCUCUCGGCCGAGGCGGCGGGGCAACCACCACCCCCGCAUGCCUCGGGCAUCGGGAGUAGCUCGCCAGCCGCGGUGGGUCCCGGGGCCCGCCUGGCCGGCGCCCUCGCGGUGGACAUGCUUGCCCCCCGUGGCAGCUGCGACGGCGAUGCCCCGGUCGCCGGAGCGGGCGCUGACGAGGGAGAAGAAGCAUCUGCUGGUGUGACCGUGGCGCAGGUGCACGCCCUGCUGGCCAAGCUGCAGGCCCUGGUGGCGAGCGAGCACCGCGUGGGGAGCGUGCGCGGGGUGUGGAACCGUUCCAGAGGGGGUCCUGGCUGUGGUGGCGGCACCUUGGCUACUGCGCCCGCGCCGUACGGGUUUUGCAGCGGCGGUGGGAGCGGUGUGGAGCAAGUGUCGGAGAUUCGCCGGGCCCUGGCCGGAUGUUUGGGCGCCGCCAUGAUGGCUCAGAAUGCGGCGGAGGCUGCGCCUGAGGCUGUCGGGAGUGGCAGGCGGCGGGGUGGUCGGGGCGACUUUACGUUGUUGGGGACUAGGAGAUUACCCGCGGAAGCGCUGGUCGAUCCUCGAGUGGCUGUAUGAUCUUGUUCCAAGUGAGUUUUUGCCGCAGAAGAAGCGCACGGACUGCUGUUUUUCCCCCUGUUGUUGUUGUGGCCGACCUGAACUGAUAUUCCGCCAUGAUGGGGCACCUGGGUAGCUUGGAGAGGUGGGGAGUGAUGGUUUGUUGAAAGGUACAAAGUUGACUUCCAAGUGCCUCGUGCGGUCCUGCGUAGAGCAACAUGUCGUAGAUACACGUGCUGGAAGGCGCGUGGUGGU
Molecule: messenger RNA, 2643 nt
Organism: Ectocarpus siliculosus
Lineage: Eukaryota; Phaeophyceae; Ectocarpales; Ectocarpaceae
Source: the annotation of a GenBank genome assembly